This is a messenger RNA of Astyanax mexicanus (Mexican tetra), 1797 nucleotides long. It is a transcript of the gene aldh3a2a, whose product is annotated as aldehyde dehydrogenase 3 family, member A2a. The record is from RefSeq and is a predicted model, not a curated record. NCBI's taxonomy places the organism in Eukaryota, Metazoa, Chordata, Actinopteri, Characiformes, Acestrorhamphidae. Gene Ontology annotation, molecular function: aldehyde dehydrogenase (NAD+) activity. The transcript is spliced from 11 exons. Gene Ontology annotation, cellular component: cytoplasm. Bases 172 to 1638 code for a protein of 488 amino acids. Gene Ontology annotation, biological process: aldehyde metabolic process.
GUGUCAGUCCGAGCUGCCUCUGUAUUAAUAUGACUAACAGCAGAGGGCACUGUGCUGCAUGUCACUUUCAGCAGCGCUGAAAACUGAAGAAGACGCUCCCAAACAAAAGUCGCCCUUGAUCAGAAAUGAGUUCAGUUUGUGUUUAUUGAGGCACAACCUCACAAACUCACAAUGUCCCAAGAGCAGCUAGUGGUUCAGAAAGCCAGGAGGGCCUUUCAAACAGGGAGAUCUAAACCCCUCGAUUACAGAAUCCAGCAGCUGAAAAAGCUGAAGUGCUUCAUUGCAGAAAAACAGAAGGAGAUCACUGAUGCUCUCAAAAAGGACCUUAACAAGAGUGAGAAUGGAACCAAGUUUUACGAGUUGCUUGGACUUGAGGGAGAGAUCAACCUGGCUAUCAGCAAACUCUCAGAGUGGGCAUCCCCUCGCCCUGUGGACAAAAACCUUCUUACCAUUUCAGAUGAGGUGUAUGUCCUGCCAGAACCUCUUGGCGUUGUGCUCAUCAUUGGAGCUUGGAAUUAUCCAUUCGCUGUUACCUUUCAACCACUUGUUGGAGCUAUUGCUGCUGGUAAUGCAGCAGUGAUCAAGCCCUCUGAGGUCAGUGCUCACACAGCCAAAGUCAUGGAGCUACUGCCUCUCUACUUGGACCCGGAGAUGUACCCUGUUGUGACUGGAGGAGUUCCAGAGACUCAGGAGCUUCUGAAGCAGCGCUUUGACUACAUCUUCUAUACAGGAAACAGCACAGUGGGCAAACUGAUUAUGGAAGCUGCUGCACAGCAUCUCACACCAGUGACUCUGGAGCUGGGAGGAAAAAGUCCCUGUUACAUUGAUAAGAACUGUGAUCUUGCAGUGGCCUGCCGUCGUAUUACAUGGGGGAAAUAUGUUAAUUGUGGCCAGACAUGCAUCGCACCAGACUACAUCCUCUGUGAACCCAGCAUCCAAGACAAAGUGGUGGAGGAGAUCCGGAAGUGCAUUAAGGAAUUUUAUACAGAUGACCCAAAGACCUUCACAGACUAUGGACGCAUCAUCAAUCAGCGACAAUUCAAGAGGAUAAUGGCUUUGCUUGACGGAAGCAAAGUGGCAAUAGGAGGAGAGAACGAUGAAUCCCAAUGUUACAUUGCUCCCACUGUCUUGAGGGAUGUGACUCCAGACUCAAAGGUGAUGCAAGAGGAGAUCUUUGGGCCUGUACUGCCUAUUAUCCCUGUAAAUGGACUGAAUGAAGCCAUUCAGUUCAUCAAUGAGAGAGAGAAGCCUUUGGCACUUUACGUUUUCUCUUCCAGUAAUAAGGUAAUCAAACAAAUGAUUAAAGAGACGUCCAGUGGAGGACUAGUAGCCAAUGACUGUCUCAUUCACUUUACCCUCAGUGACUUGCCUUUUGGUGGUGUUGGUAACAGUGGAAUGGGUCAUUAUCAUGGCAAAUACACGUUUGAUCAAUUGAGCCACCUGCGUGGCUGCCUCAUCAAAAAGUUGAACAUGGAGAGGGUGAACCAGAUGCGCUACCCUCCCCAUUCUGACAGAAAACUGAACUGGGCUCGGGUGCUUUUCCUGAAGCAGGUGAACUUAAGCCGCUGGAGCCGGCUGGCACAUGCUGCUGUGCUGGUAGCACUGGCAGCUUUCGUGGUAAAAAGGUUCCUGCGAUAAGACAGCUUGGCAGGGUUCGCUCAAGGUGCUGUAUAUGGUUCCUCUGUGAUAAAGUUUUACAAUAGGUUUAUGUUUUAUCUGAUAAAAAAUAAAUCGUGUUAUAUAACACUUAUAUUCUGAACACUAACUAAACAUACUCUUUAUAUAUAUUAUAUAUGU